AGAGUCUGAGACUUUCCUCGUAAUUUAUCACUCAAAAUCGCUUCAUUCGGAGGAACGGAUUUAGUAUUAAUUCUUACACCAGUCUUCAGCACGUAGACGCGCAAUACCGGCUCAAAUCCAUGUGAUUUCGCUGUUUUUUUGGUGUGGAUUUGUGGUACAUGUGGAUGUUGAUGCGGUAGGGAGUAAAUAAAGAUGCCGCAGCCGAAAUCGCGAAAGAUCGCCGUCCUGGGCUACAGAUCCGUCGGUCAGUUUUUCACUAAAAUGAUCACAGUCAAUGGUCAGGAGUAUCACCUGCAGCUCGUGGACACAGCCGGACAGGUCACACACAGUUUUGAAGUAGUAAAAGUUAUCCAUGAAAAACUGUUGGACAUGGUGGGGAAAGUACAAGUACCCAUAAUGCUGGUGGGCAAUAAGAAAGACCUGCACAUGGAGCGAGUGAUCAGCUGUGAAGAAGGUAAAGCUCUGGCAGAGUCGUGGAACGCAGCGUUCAUGGAGUCCUCAGCCAAAGAGAACCAGACGGCGGUGGAGGUGUUCAAGAGGAUCAUUCUGGAGGCUGAAAAGAUGGAUGGAGGAGCUCCACAGGGCCGGACGCCCUGCUCCAUGAUGUAGAUAGCCCCGCCCUCCUGCAGUCUGACCCCGCCCCCCAAUCCAGCCCUCCCCCAGUCUGGCCCUGCCCACCGGAGAACCAGCACAAACUCUUCUAGCAAGCGCGAGAGAGAGAGAGAGUGUGUGUUGUUUGUAUGUGUGUGUGUGUGUGUAUGUUUGUGUGUGUGUGUUUGCUAGAAAAGUGUGUUUGAGCCCCUCUGCCUCCACUACAGCACUGGACACUGGAAAUCCCUCUACUUGAAGUGGCUUACAGCCUGUUCUCCUUCAUACACACACACACACACACACACACACACACUCGUACACACACAGAUCGCUCUUAUUUUAGACCUUUUAUACUUCAGUUCACUUUUAAUUUGUUGAGUUGUGUGCAGCUUUUAUUUAUUUUAUUUAUUUAUUUAUUUAAGUUGAUUUCCUCCAGCCUUGCGUCUCUCCAUCUUCAUCAUCAUCAUCAUCUUCAUUCGCUCUUCUCUACCUCUCAUUAUUUUCUUCUUCUUCAUCCUCCUGGGUCUGUUCCUCGUCGUCUGCUCCUCCUCUCCGGCUCUCUGGAAUUUGUAUAUGGUGUUUCUUAAACCGUAAUGAUGGCCAAUAAAGUGAUCCUCAUCAUUCAUUCAUUCAUUCAGUCAGUGGGUGGUGAAUUUUGUUGCACUUUUUUGAUUGUAAUCAUUAAACGCAGCAUUUUCUUUCACUA
Danio rerio (zebrafish) is the source of this 1297-nucleotide messenger RNA. RefSeq names its product Ras homolog, mTORC1 binding (gene rheb). Gene Ontology annotation, cellular component: Golgi membrane; plasma membrane; endoplasmic reticulum membrane. Gene Ontology annotation, biological process: signal transduction. The record is from RefSeq and is marked provisional. NCBI's taxonomy places the organism in Eukaryota, Metazoa, Chordata, Actinopteri, Cypriniformes, Danionidae. Gene Ontology annotation, molecular function: GTPase activity; GTP binding.